Messenger RNA from Melospiza melodia melodia, 4084 nucleotides. RefSeq names its product telomere maintenance 2 (gene TELO2). The record is from RefSeq and is a predicted model, not a curated record. Gene Ontology annotation, biological process: telomere maintenance via telomerase; protein stabilization. Gene Ontology annotation, molecular function: telomeric repeat DNA binding; Hsp90 protein binding. Bases 5 to 2494 code for a protein of 829 amino acids. Gene Ontology annotation, cellular component: cytosol. Lineage: Eukaryota; Metazoa; Chordata; Aves; Passeriformes; Passerellidae. The transcript has 21 exons.
UGUCAUGGCGGCGGCGCUGGCGCCCCCCGGGCCGGGAGUCGCUCUCGAUCUGGGGCUGGAGUCCGUCCUGCGGGAGGCCGUGGCGGCUCUGGACCGGGCUGGGGAGGGGUUGGUGGCGGCGCUGGGCGCGGUACGCGCCGCUCUGGCGGCAGCGGGCGGCCCAGCCGCGCUCGGGGAGCGGGAGCGGGCGCUGUUCGGCGCCCUCCUGCGCAGGCUGGCCCGGGCGCCUGGCGCGGCGCGGCCCCAGGGCCUGUGGCAGUGCUGUUUCCUGGAGGGCCCGCCCGGCCUUGUCCUCUGCGUGUUGCUGGAGGCGCUUGGCUCUGCGGGCUCUGGCCUCGACCCGAAGGAGGUAGUUGUGGUCCUGGAGCAGUUCCUGCAGCAGGGCCGGCUGUCAGCAUUGCUGUGGGAGGUCUGUCAGCCACAGGUACAGGCAGGCUGCCUGGAACUGCAGGGCACCCUGCUCAACAAGAUCGUCUAUUUGCCCGACCAUGUGAGCAAUAAACUCCUGGGGAAAAACCCACCAGUGUUCUUCCCACAGAACUACUUCCCUCUCCUGGGUGAUGCAGUUCUCCAGGUGCUAGAGAAGAUCUCUGACUCUCUGCGGGGUGGCUUGGACUGCUCCAUCUCUUUUGUUUCUCAUGUCUUGGGGAAGGUGUGUGUUCAUGGAUGGCAAAAGGAAAUUCUGGGAGUUUUGGUGCCCCGCCUGACAGACCUCACCAAGUCAGACUGCAUCUGGCAGAGGAUAUGCUGGCAGUUGGUGGAAUGUGUGCCAGACCGCUGGAUGGAAGCAGUGGUCCUUGGUUUUGUGCAGAGAGCACCUGGGGCAGAUGUCUUGUCCAGAUUGCUGGGUAACCUGGUUGUGAAGAACAAGAAGGCUGAGUUUGUGGUGGCGCAGAAGAUGCUGCUCUUGCAAUAUGGCCACACGACAGCAGUGCUGCAGAACCUCCUUGGCUACCUGGCCCUGGACAGCGGCCGGCGCCCCUUGCUGCUCAGGGUGCUGCAGGACCUGUUGGAGACCUGGAGCAGCAGCAGUGCUGUGAAACACUCGCCAGCUGAGCAGCAGCUGUACAUUAGCAAGGCCAUCCUCAUCUGCCUCUCCCACCUGAAGGAGCCUGAAAUUGCAAGCUGCAGACAAGAGCUUCUGACAAGCAUGAUGGAGGGUGUGAAAUGCCACUUGGAGAGCAGUCUGCCCCAGCUGAGGCGUCUGGGCAUGGUGGUGGCAGAGAGCAUCAGCUUGAGCAUAAACACCGAGGGGCCUGUCCUGAAGUUUGAGUAUGAAGAGGACGAUGAAACAAGAGAAUUGAAGUCCCUUCUGGUGCAGACUCCAUCAUUCUGUGUUGUCCCCAGCCUUCCAGAUAAUGACAGGAGUGAGAAAGCAGGCGCUGCACUGCCCUUGGUGCCAGAGAGGAAUGAGAACUCCUACACAGCAGCCCCAGUUAAGGCAGAUGAGGAGUCGGAUGCUGAACUUGACAGUGAUGAUGACCUCAUCCCUUAUGAUAUGUCUGAGGAUAAAGAGCUAAAACUUAAGGCUCCUAUGUAUAUCCGAGACUGUAUUGAAGUUCUGACUGGAUCAGGAUCUGAAGAUGUGGACAAAUGGGAAGCUACAGUCAAGGCACUUGAGAGCUUGGUUCGGAGGAAUCCAGCAGCAACAAGAGAGGUUAGCGUGGAGCUGGCAAAAAUAUUAUUGCAUCUGGAGGAGAAGACCUGCAUUGAAGGCUUUGUGGAGCUCCGUCAAAGAGCUCAAGUAGCUGUUUUAACCACAGACCCAAUACCUGUUGCAAAGUACUUGACCUCCCAGUUCUACUCUCUGAACUACAGUCUCCGUCAGCGCAUGGACAUCCUUGAUGUAUUGGUUUUGGCAGCUCAGGAACUGUCCUGUCCCAAAUUCCAUGGGAAGACCAAACAUUCUGGUGUCCAAAAGCCUUGUAUCCAGCUCCUUCCAGAAAGUGACAGCUCUAAGGGCUGGAGAAGAAUUGUUGAUGAGAGGAUCAAAAGCAAGACUCGGAGAUUUGUUACGGGUCAGUCUCAUGUGGAACUGGCUUCCUGCCCAAACGAGUUCAAUUCUGUUGCUGGAUAUUUCUUUUUCCCAUUGAUUCAGCACUUUGACAGGCCUUUAACAACAUUUGAUCUCCUGGGAGAAGAUCACUUAGUCCUUGGAAGGCUGGUCCACACUUUAGCAGUUUUGAUGUACUUGGCUGUCAACACCGUGGCAGUGACAGCAAUGGGAAAGGCUCUGCUGGAAUUUGUUUGGGCACUGCGUUUCCACACGGACUCGUAUGUGCGCCAGGGCCUUUUGUCCUGUAUCUCCUCCCUGCUCCUCAGUGUCCCUACGGAACGGAUUCUGGCAGACAUGACAGAAGAGCUGUUGGAGACUCAGUCCUGGCUGGGAGAUGUGAUGGAGAAAGACCCCGAUGGGGACUGCAGAAGGCUGGCCCUGCAAAACUUGCUGCUAAUGGAGAACCUGAAAAAGAAACUUGAAGCUGUUCCUUCCUAGCUGAAGGGUAGCGAUAAGCCUAAAGGAAUGCAGAGAUCACUGUCACAGAGAGCACUGCUACAGGGGCCCCAGCAAACCAUUUCUUGUACUUUGCACAUUAAAAGUGAAGUUCAUCAGCACACCUGGAGAACUUGCACUUGACACCCUCAUGUUUCAUCAGAGUACUGGACCUGUUCAGGGGGUGUCUGGCACAUCUGCCAUGAAGGAGCAAUUCACUGUUCCCUCAAAUAACUGCCAUUUUACAGUUUUUUCCUCUGGCCAGGUAGCAAACACGGUGUGGUGGCAUUGCUGAGGCGUGCACCAAGACUUGCCCUCUGUUAAGAUUCUACCACCAUUUACCCUCUGUGUCCUGUGAGCUUUCCUUUUCUCACAUAGAAUGAAAAAUAGAGGUAAAGUUCCUGAGCUGUGCCUCACCCUGCUGCAUAUUUAGGCUUCUACCAGGAACAUCUUCCUGUGUGAGAGCCACGCUCCACCAAGAUGUUCCAGUGGACAAUAUGGCUUCUGUAGGUUAGAAGAAUUAAGACUUUACUUACUGUAUGGAAUUCCUCCACUUGUGCAUAAUGCUGAACCAAAAAUCCCAGGACGUCGCCAUGCCGGACGGCAUUGUCAAAGUCCUGUUCAGCCAGGAGCAGCUCACACUGCCUGACUGCUUCCUUAGGGUCUUCAGGGUAAACUCUAGGAAAGGGGAAAAGGAAGUGUCACAGCCCAAGGAGAGCAUUCAGCUUAUCCAGACAAGGACAGGGAAGAGUUUUUGCUGCAUAAGUUUUCAUGACAGAAGCCAAAACAAAACCCAGAAAUGCCCCUUGUCCUGGGGCUGAUUGGCCAGUGUGGGCAGCAAGGGAUGCCUGCCCUGCUCAGAUGAGACCCCCACCUGCAGAGUUCCCUCCAGCCCUGGGGUUCCAGCACAGGCAGGAUAUGGAGUUGCUGAAGCAAGUCCAGAGGAGAGACCAUAAAGGUGUUCCAAGGGCUGGAGCCCCUCUGGAGCCAGGCUGGGAGAGCUGGGGGUGUUGAUCUGGAAAGAAGGCUUCAGGGAGACCUCAGAGCCUCUUCCAGGGCUUAAAGGGGCUCCAGGACAGCUGGAGAGGGACUGGGGACAAGGGCCCUGAGGGACAGGACAAGGGGGAAUGGCUUCCCACUCACAGAGGACAUGGUUAGAUGGGAUAUUGGGAAGGAAUUGUUCCCUGGGAGGGUGGGCAGGCCCUGGCACAGGGUGCCCAUAGAAGCUGUGGCUGCCCCAUCCCUGGAAAUUUUCAAGGCCAGGUUGGAUGUAGCUUAGAAGAACAUGGGGUAGUGGAAGGUGUUCCUGCCUAUGGCAGGCUUUUGGAACAAGAAGGUCUUUAAAGUCCCUUCCCACCCAAACCAGUCAGUGAUUCUGUGAUUUUAUGAUAAUCACCUUUCUGGCUACACCUCCCUUGGUCUAUAUCCUUCUCUUUCAGGUUACCUUUCCAUCUUUAUUGCAACAUUUUAAAUGCACUUUUAAAAGUCACAUUUUGAUUUCCCUCCUAGAAAAAUGUAUCAGCAGCUUUUUUUUUUUUUUUUUUUGCAGCAAGCUGCAAAUUUCUUAUUAAACUUCAGGUGCUGUUACAACUU